AUGUCGCUUCACUACAUCCCGCUCUCAAUCCCCUCGAUGCUGGCGUUCGCCGCGCUCCUUUGCUUCACGCACGCGUCCUCCCUGCCGAUGGCAUCGAUCAUGGCUUCUCCUCACGCGAAAUCCGGGCUCACUGAGCCCGCAAGUGCCGAGUCUUACGCUUCUCCGCACGUCACCGUGCUCUACGAGGAAAAUGUUGAUUUCGCAAACCUCGCCUUCGACUCGCUCUCGCUCUUCUACGAGACUGAGUCGACCCUCUCGACGUGCUCUGCAUCGGCCGCUGGCACUCCCUACGCUUCUUCGAUCGCCGACAGCAGCAUCGGCCUCAACGUGCCGCCGACGCACCGUCGCACGACCGUCGAUCCUUAG
This is a messenger RNA of Emiliania huxleyi CCMP1516, 366 nucleotides long. RefSeq lists its product as hypothetical. The transcript has a single exon. The coding region runs from base 1 to 366 and encodes 121 amino acids. The record is from RefSeq and is a predicted model, not a curated record. Lineage: Eukaryota; Haptophyta; Isochrysidales; Noelaerhabdaceae.